Messenger RNA from Cucurbita maxima (winter squash), 1046 nucleotides. RefSeq names its product ubiquitin carboxyl-terminal hydrolase 3-like. Gene Ontology annotation, cellular component: cytoplasm. The coding region runs from base 116 to 829 and encodes 237 amino acids. NCBI's taxonomy places the organism in Eukaryota, Viridiplantae, Streptophyta, Magnoliopsida, Cucurbitales, Cucurbitaceae. The record is from RefSeq and is a predicted model, not a curated record. The transcript is spliced from 9 exons. Gene Ontology annotation, molecular function: cysteine-type deubiquitinase activity. Gene Ontology annotation, biological process: protein deubiquitination; ubiquitin-dependent protein catabolic process.
ACCGAGUCUGCCAAAUGUUGCGUCGUCUCCAAGUUAGAUUGAUUCACCAACCGAGCAUCCAAAGAACUGAUUCCAUUUCUGUAAUCGGAGUGUGUUACAAGCUCACCUGACGACAAUGGCUUCUGUGGACCAAAGCCCUUCAGCUAAGCGUUGGCUUCCUCUCGAAGCUAACCCUGAUGUUAUGAACCAGUUCCUUUGGGGUCUUGGUCUUCCAGAAGAUGAAGCAGAGUGCAAUGAUGUUUAUGGCUUGGAUGAAGAACUCUUGGACAUGGUGCCUAAGCCUGUACUGGCGGUGGUGUUUCUUUAUCCCAUAACUCAAAAGUGUAAAGACGAGAGGCUGCAACAGGAAGAAGAUGCAAAGAAUGAUUAUAGUGAUCGAGUAUACUUUAUGAAACAAACUGUUGGCAAUGCCUGUGGAACUAUUGGACUUCUUCAUGCCAUAGGGAACAUUACUUCCGAGAUUAAGCUUUCCGAGGGAUCGUUCUUGGAUAGGUUCUUCAAGUCUACCAAAAGCAUGGAUCCGAUGGAGCGUGCAGUAUUUCUUGGGGAAGACAGAGAAAUGGAAGUUGCACAUUCAGUAGCAGCAAAUGCUGGUGAUACGACGGCUCCAGAAAAGGUCGAUACUCACUUUAUCUGCUUCUCAUGUGUGGACGGUGUACUUUAUGAGCUCGAUGGGAUGAAGUCGAUGCCAAUAUCACACGGUGCAUCAUCACCGGACACUCUAUUACAGGAUACAGCCAAAGUCAUAAAAGACAUAAUCUCGAAAAAUCCCGACUCGCUGAGAUUCAAUGUCAUUGCCAUUUCAAAGAAAGUCGGGGAUGCAUCUUAAGGCGACCAGGUUUGAUCUGAUUUAGUCUUUGCAUCAAUGAACAAGUCCUAUGCGUAAUUAUCGCUUUACGUAGAUGCAUCUAUGAGAAGUCUGUUGAGAUGAAGGAAGUGUUUAAUAUUUGCAUCAAACUGUGUUUUGUGUGGUUUCAGAAUUUGCUAAUGACUAGAGAAGUUGUUCAUUGCUUUGGUAUGCAAGGUGAUAUUGAUUGAGUCUAAAA